AUGGACGAAAGCUCGUCUUCCUCGACCCUAACCCCAUCGGGAUCUUACCUCACUCCCUUCCUUCUCUCCAUGACUGGCAUCGUUGCCACCUCAUUCGCCAUCGUCGCCUACCACGUCCUCUGUGUCCACUGUUGCGCCCGGCGGCGGCAGCUCCCAGCAAAUAAUCCGCCUGGGGAACGACAGAACUCUGUAGCUAGAACCGGCGGUGUCGAGGAGAAGGUCCUCAGGGCCAUCCCAGUCCUCUCCUACUCCUCCAAGGGGAACCGGCUCUUCCGCGUUGACCAGAGUGAGUGUGCUGUGUGCUUAGGCGAACUGGCGGACUGUGAGGCGGUGCGCUUGUUGCCCGCCUGCCGGCAUGCGUUCCACGUCCCAUGUAUCGACCAGUGGUUCUCAGCGCAUAGCAACUGCCCCGUCUGUCGAUCUCCUGUGGCCGGCCCGCCAGCAGGGGCGGCAGAUGAUCUCUUGGCCAUGACUACAGCUUCCAGCAGUGGCAGAGGUGAUGCCGGGGGUUCCGAUGGGCCAUCGCCAUCGAGCAGCUUGCUCCAACGAUGUGUGUCGCUCAACGUAUUAGUGAGCACACCUUCGGACUCGGCCCUAUCUCGUGACAUCAUCAUAAACGUGGAAGAGGACAGAGAGGAUGCUUGUAGUUCAUCGUCUAACGAUGAUCCGACGUCGUCGUUACUGGAGAAAGGCGUGGUGUUGAGUAACAGCAGGUCAUUGGGAGAGAGGUCAGCAAGGCAGUUGGAUAGCUUGUCGUCGAAGUUGCUCGGGUCGUUCGUGCAGCUGAGUAGCAGCUGCGGGGGUGAUGCAAAUCUUCCUUGCUGA
Eucalyptus grandis is the source of this 825-nucleotide messenger RNA. Its product is annotated as RING-H2 finger protein ATL52-like. The record is from RefSeq and is a predicted model, not a curated record. The transcript has a single exon. Gene Ontology annotation, biological process: protein ubiquitination. NCBI's taxonomy places the organism in Eukaryota, Viridiplantae, Streptophyta, Magnoliopsida, Myrtales, Myrtaceae. Bases 1 to 825 code for a protein of 274 amino acids.